AUGUUACGCCGGCAAGCUCGACUCCGGCGCGAGUAUCUGUAUCGGAAGAGUUUGGAGACCCGUCAGAAGGUGAUCCAAGACAAAAAGGAACGGUUGAAACACUGUCUGGAUGAAAACGUUCCAAUUCAUUAUGACCUGCGCGCAGAGGCGCUGCAUUUGCAGGAGAAACUUGAAUGGGACGAUGGGUCACCAGGGUUGUCGGCCAUUGGCGGUGGCGAGGAAGGCGGUGCGGGCACCUCUCACGAAGACGACGAGUACCGUUGGGCUGGAGUCGAGGACCCGAAAAUUAUGAUCACCACGUCGCAUGACCCGUCGGCCAGACUGAAAAAGUUCGUCAAGGAGCUCAGGCUGAUAUUCCCAAAUGCACAGCGUAUGAAUCGUGGUAACUAUGAGAUCAAGCAAUUGGUCCAGGCCUGCCGGGCGAACGAAGUGACUGAUUUCAUUGUCGUGCACGAGCACCGAGGUGUCCCGGACACAUUGAUCGUGUGUCAUAUGCCGUAUGGCCCGACGGCCUAUUUCAACUUGACAGACGUGGUCAUGAGGCACGACGUGCCUGACAUUGGUACGAUGUCUGAACAAUUUCCGCAUUUGAUUUUCCACAAUUUUGAAACCCAGCUCGGUAAGAGAACAAUGAACAUUUUGAAGUAUCUGUACCCGGUUCCUAAAGAAGACAGCAGGAGAGUAAUUUCUUUUGCCAACCAUGACGACUAUAUAUCAUUUAGACACCAUACAUACAAAACGGUGGAUGGCAACAAAAUUGAAAUGAGUGAAGUUGGUCCACGUUUUCAAUUGAAACUCUACCAAAUAAAAUUGGGAACCUUAGAAUCAGCUGACACGGCGGACACAGAAUGGAUGCUAAGACCUUUCAUGAACACUGCAUCCAAGAGACGAUUUCUAUCAUUAAAUGAUGGAUGGGCUCAAGAUGACACAAUUUUUUCUUAA
Molecule: messenger RNA, 942 nt
Organism: Macrosiphum euphorbiae (potato aphid)
Lineage: Eukaryota; Metazoa; Arthropoda; Insecta; Hemiptera; Aphididae
Source: the annotation of a GenBank genome assembly